This is a messenger RNA of Cryptococcus deneoformans JEC21, 1901 nucleotides long. RefSeq lists its product as hypothetical. The transcript is spliced from 15 exons. The record is from RefSeq and is a predicted model, not a curated record. The coding region runs from base 188 to 1792 and encodes 534 amino acids. Gene Ontology annotation, biological process: aldehyde metabolic process. Gene Ontology annotation, cellular component: cytoplasm. NCBI's taxonomy places the organism in Eukaryota, Fungi, Basidiomycota, Tremellomycetes, Tremellales, Cryptococcaceae. Gene Ontology annotation, molecular function: aldehyde dehydrogenase (NAD+) activity.
UAAUGGAGGUCAACCUUGCGGCGGGGAACAAACUGACAGUAGCAAUUGCCGGAUCAUACGUACGUAGCCCGAAAAGAAGAUCUCGUCAAAAUGAGAACCAGUCAUAAUGUAACGAACGCCAUCAAGCUAUUACCAUAAUCUCGGUGUCUCUCUUGCUCAGCAUCUAUGCUAUAUCACAUCAACAGUCAUGUCACUUCCCAAGCAUAUCUCCACAUCUCUUUCGCAGAUCGAUCAGCUAUAUGAUACCGUUAACAAACGCUUCAAUUCUGGUGUCACCCUUCCCCUCGCUUACAGGCUCUAUAACCUUAAGCAGCUCGCAUACCUUAUCAAAGAUAAUGAAACCCUUAUUCAAGCGGCUAUCGAGAAGGAUAAUGGUAAAGGCCCGUUCGAUGCAACUCUUGGCGACAUAUGGCCAACACUGAAUGAGAUUGAUCUCGCUGUAAAAAAUGUAAAGAAAUGGAUGAAAGAUGAGAGUCGAACGGGAGAUGCGAUACUUGCAAUGAAAUCGAUGCCCUCACGAGUGAAGAAGCAGCCCAAGGGUGUUGCAUUGAUCCUGGCAACAUGGAACUACCCCUGGCAGCUCGCUCUCUGUCCGCUGGUAGGAGCCAUCUCAGCAGGCUGCACAGCCGUUAUCAAAGGCUCCGAACACGCACCUACUUCCUCUGCCCUCUUGGCCGACCUCUUGCCAAAGUACCUCGACCCGGAAGGGUAUGCUGUGGUGCUUGGGGAGGUCGAGCAGGCUCAAGCUUUGUUGGCGAAACCUUGGGGGCAUAUUCUUUAUACCGGAUCCGCUGUUGUAGGCAAGAUCGUGGCUGAAGCUGCUGCUAAGACGCUUACACCGACAACUCUUGAACUUGGAGGGAAGAGUCCCGUGAUUGUUGCAUCGGAUGCCGACCUCAAGAUAGCGGCAAGAAGGAUGUUCAGUAUCAAACAGAUGACGGGUGGUCAGAUAUGCGUUGCUCCCGAUUAUGUGCUAUGUGUGAAAGAUAAAGUGGACGAAUUUAUCUCCAUAUGCAAGACCACACUCGACGAGUUCUUCCCUCCUUCUCCUUCGCCUCAAUCUCUCCUCAACAAUCAAUCCGCAUCUUCCUUCCUCCGCUCUCCCGCCGAUUUUUCCCGCCAACUUUCUUACAUACAAACCGCCGAAAAGGCUGGUAAACUAGUAUACAAGGGCGAGAUGGAUGAGCAGACGAAAAGAAUGGGGAUUUCGUUGAUUAGGCUCAAUGAAAAUGGUGAAGGAGAGGAAGGUGGUGUAAUGGUGGAUGAAAUCUUUGGGCCGGUUUUAACUAUCAUACCAGUUGAUAGCAUUGAAGCGGCUAUCGCGUACGUUAACGCCCGUCCCAAACCUCUCUCUUUGUAUGUCUGCUCCAGCAAACGAUCCGUCUUCGAGGAUAUCAUUACUAAGACGACUAGCGGUUCAGCCACAUGGAAUGACUUUGGGAUAGCGACCUUAUCACGUAACAUCCCGUUCGGGGGUGUAGGCGAAAGUGGGUGGGGAUCGUAUCAUGGGAAAGACGGUUUCAAUACCUUUACCCACCAUAAAGCCGUGUUAGAGAUACCAUACUUGUUUGAACCCCUCAUGUCCCUCCGUUACCCACCAAUGUCCAUUCUCGCGAAGCGUAUCAUGCCAUUCCUCAUGUUCAGUGGCAUUCAUUUCUCGCGACCCAAGUCUGUCGAGCACGAGCAACGAGCAUUGAGAAGGAGGAAGUGGGGGUCAAGGCUGGUUUGGUUUGGGGUGAUUUUGGUUGGGGCUUUGGUAGGGGGGAAACUGAUAGUGGGAAAGGGGUAUUGAUCAUCCCCUAUUUUUUGAUGAGCCCUGCUCGUUCCCCUCCCCAAAAAAUCUAGCUAAUGGUAAUCCAGUGGUAAUCUCUUUCAAUGUAUGCAUACUCAGGCUGUUGAUU